This is a messenger RNA of Leucoraja erinaceus (little skate), 1253 nucleotides long. It is a transcript of the gene mdh1ab, whose product is annotated as malate dehydrogenase 1Ab, NAD (soluble). Bases 77 to 1081 code for a protein of 334 amino acids. The record is from RefSeq and is a predicted model, not a curated record. Gene Ontology annotation, biological process: tricarboxylic acid cycle; malate metabolic process; oxaloacetate metabolic process. Lineage: Eukaryota; Metazoa; Chordata; Chondrichthyes; Rajiformes; Rajidae. Gene Ontology annotation, cellular component: mitochondrion; cytosol. The transcript has 10 exons. Gene Ontology annotation, molecular function: L-malate dehydrogenase (NAD+) activity.
AGUACAUGGGGACGUGAUGGUGCGGGUCCCUGGUGCAGACGGACAGAGGUGACCUCCCGGUGGCGGCGACAACAUCAUGGCGGAACCUCUUAAAGUUCUUGUAACUGGCGCUGCUGGUCAGAUAGCCUAUUCCCUCAUCUUUAACAUUGCAAAGGGUGAUGUUUUUGGAAAAGACCAGGAACUUGUUCUGGUGCUGCUUGACAUUACACCCAUGAUGUCGGUGCUGGAUGGAGUGGUGAUGGAAAUUCAGGACUGUGCUAUUCCACUGGUGAAGAAGGUUAUUGCAACUGACAAGGAGGAUGUAGCUUUUCAGGCCAUUGAUGUUGCGAUUCUAGUGGGCUCAAUGCCACGCCGGGAAGGAAUGGAACGGAAAGAUUUGCUGCAGGCUAACGUGAGAAUCUUCAAAUCCCAGGGCUCUGCUCUGGACAAGUUUGCCAAGAAAACGGUCAAGGUCCUUGUGGUGGGCAACCCGGCCAACACCAAUUGUUUGAUUGCGCUGAAGUCUGCACCGUCGAUUCCAAAAGAGAAUUUCUUUUGCCUGACCCGCUUGGAUCACAACAGAGCGAGGGCUCAGAUUGCAGUUAGAUUGGGUAUACCAUCAAACGAUGUCAAGAAUGUCAUAAUCUGGGGCAAUCACUCUUCUACUCAAUAUCCUGAUGUAAAUCAUGCCACUGCGAAAUGUGAUGGAACGGAAAUGAGUGUCUCUGCUGCCGUCAAGGAUGAUAACUGGCUGAAGAACGACUUUAUUAAAACCAUCCAGCAGCGUGGUGCUGCGGUGAUUAAGGCCAGGAAGCUUUCCAGUGCAAUGUCGGCUGCUAAGGCCAUCUCUGAUCACAUGAAGGACAUCUGGUUUGGCACUCCUGAGGGUGAAUGGGUGUCGAUGGGGGUGAUUUCUGAUGGAAAUACAUACAAUAUUCCCAAUGACCUGAUCUAUUCUUUCCCAGUUAAAAUCAAGAAUAAAACUUGGAAGAUUGUCGAGUGUUUGACAAUCAAUGACUUCUCCUGUGAGAAGAUGAAAACCACUGCUACCGAACUAGUUGAAGAGAGAGAUACGGCCACUGAGUUCCUGACAAGUGCUUGAGUUCAUUACUAUCAAAAUACACCACGUACUUCUCCUGAGAUGGAUCAAGUUCAGUAAAAUAAAUCCAUAUAUGCCUUGUAUAAGGAAACCUACCUGUACUGUAACAAUAAUCAACAAACAUCCUAGGUAGGGAAGUUUUUCAAUAUAAAGAAUAAACUUCCUAUCAAUAGCU